AUGUGGUAAAAGUUUAUGCCAUAUAGUAAGAGUUCUUGGUAGGGUAUCAUCUGUAGACAAAUUCUAUAGACUAACCUUGACUGAAGCAGUACUGCUGAUCUGCCUGCUGGGAUUCAGAAGUUGUCUGAAACAGUCCUAGAGCUGCUGGCAAUUCCUUCAGAAAACCUGUGGAGAAUAGAGGAAUUUUCUUCAGAAGACAGGAAAAGAAAAGCACAGUGCCUGUCUCUAAGCGAAGUGGAAAAAGAGGCGCUUGGAAACUGUGAGCACUAAGACUUGCUUCAAUACUUGGAAAAAUACUGGAAUCAACAAUCAAAAAUCUGUUUUCAAGCACCUAGAAGACAACGCAGUGGGGAGAAAUGACCAACCGCAGUGAGGAAUGCGACUUUACUAGCAUCGACAGCUUAGCAAAGACUCUCCAGUUCGGGAUCUCCAUCCCCACCUUCAUUCUUGGCUUGGUUCUCAACACCUUGGCCCUCUCCAUGUUCUGCUGCUUUUGGAAGAAACAGACCAAAACCUCGGUCUACAUGAUCAAUCUUGCAAUUGCAGAUGACCUGCUGCUUCUCUCGCUCCCUCUCAAGCUGUAUUACUCUGUUGCAGAAGCGCCCGGGCUCCUGUGUGCAUUCAUUGAGUCUCUGUACUUUGUCAAUAUGUAUGGCAGUAUCUUCAUUAUUGUCUGCAUUACUGUUGACAGAUACAUCUGCAUAAGGCACCCCUUUGAAGGCCGAGCUAACCAGUCCCCUAAGUGGGCAAUCUUGAUCUGUUGCUUCAUUUGGGCAACAGUCUGGCUUUGCAGCAGCCCAAUGUAUGUGUUUCACAAGGACGAGAAUUUAAAGUGCUUUCACAACAUGUCAGAACAGGCCUGGAGCAUCCCCCUCAUUGUUUCUGUGGAGAUUUUUGGAUUUCUGAUCCCACUCUCAGCGAUGGUUUUCUGCUCUGCUCAAAACAUCUCUGUUCUUCUGAAUCAAAAAAGCAGAGAUAAAAAGAAAGAAGAUGAUAGAGGCUCCUUACGAGUCAUUACCAUUAACCUCGUGGUAUUUUUGGUGUGCUUCACACCAGUCCAUCUUGGGAUCUGCCUACAGUGCCUGGUAAGACAGCACGUCAUAGAAGACUGCAGUCUGAAACAAAACAUCAGCCUCUUCAUUCAGGUGUCAAUGAUAUUUGCCAACCUGAACUGCUGCCUGGAUGCCAUCUUUUAUUACUUUGCUGCAAAAGAAUUUCGUGAGAAAACGAACAUGAAGAACAUUAUUGAGCUAUGUCCUGUCUUUAAGCCUUGUGCUACAAGACAGGAUUGCCUGCAGUGGAAGAACAUCUCUUCCUCGGCUCCCACUUGCCUUGCAGGACUCUGAGAGUGUAAUCCCUGACACAGUAGUAGGGUCACCCUGGCCACAGCAGGGAAGGUGAAGGAGGAGGAAGGACAGCAUUUUUCUGGUGAAUGUGAACCUGCUCCAUAUUUUUCUUCCCAUUAAUGGUGAAAGGGGGAAAGUGCUGGAAAAAAAAUAAUUUAUUGUCCUUCAUCUUGAUGGUAUCUGUUAAAAUGUGAAAAGCUUGCCAGAGUAAAACAACACAAACCAUCAGAAUGCCACUUAAAAUCAGCCUUCACCACCACUGCACCAGUUUUCCUUUUGCCAACAUGAUCAGAAACUUGCUAGGGCCAGUCAAAAAUAGAAAUAACUAUUUCAAACCUUCUUUCUAACUUAGAAGGUAACCGAGAGUUAAAAGGCAACAUAGGGCCAAAAGUCUGACUCUGUUCUUUGCAUCUGUAAACCUGACAUAAGAUUACCAUCAGAAGUCUUUCGGUGUGAACAGCUUGGCCAGCCUGUUGUAAUAUUGAACCAUACCUCCCAUAAGCAUUAUACGCCAGUCUGGGCCAUUACUGAGGACAGCAGCCCCUGUUCCGCCAAAUGGAGGACAGCUUGCCCAGUAUACGACCCUGAGCAAUGUACAUUUGUGAUUAUCUAUGCGGAGGAAUCAGCACAGUUUUCUCCAGCAAUUUUAAAACUGGCUUUGUACAUGGAAAACAAAAGAACUGCUUCAAAUACUGCAUUUAUUGAAAGAUCCCGCAUGAUGAACUGUGGGUAAUCAUCACUAUAUUUAUGCCAAAGAUAUAAUAUGAUAGAUGCAUUAAAGUUUUUUUGGCUGUCUUCUCAUGCUUUCUUGGAGGGCAGGAAUUAGGAAGCAAUCAUAGCAUCCCAGAAAAAUAGGCUGGGACCACCCAUCUGAUAAACUCCUGUCUCCUAGCCAUGAGACAGGAUCAGCUCCAUCCACCUCAUUCCUCAGAGAAGCCUUCCUAAUUCUGCUUUACAAACCACUGGAGACAGAUGUCUCACAACCUUUCUCUGUCAGCUCUGCUGAUAUUUUGCCGUUAUACCAUGCGUAAGUUUGGCCCUGAGUUUAAACUAAAGCCUUUCUUGUUGCAAUUUAAGCUUACUAUUUCUUCUACCAUGAUAUUGGUACGAUUCAUGCUGCCUUAGCCAGAAACAUUUUCACAUGAAGAAAUCUAUCUUUAUGCCUUUUAAAAACAGCUGUAAAAAUCAUUUAAGAUUGCUCAGAACCAGGUCUUUGUUCCAGAGUGGAUGUUCUAUUUAUUCAAAAUGUGAAAAGAAAUUGGCUUCUGUCUGGAGCAAAGAAAGAAAGGGGUGGGGGGGCUAGUUUACUAGUUUUGAAAAUAGAAUUUGCAGUCAAUUGAUUUCUGUACAAAUUACUGACUGUGCAAGUGGGAAGCUGCACAUAACUAACGUGUGAAUGUUUUAAAACUUGUCAGUACUAAAAGCAUGACCACAGUUCAGGCAAGAAGGAGUUCAGGGGAAAAGAAAGGUUUUUAUCAUCAUCUUCACCAUUAUCUGCAGAGUAGCAAGAGGAAGAGCUUUCCAAUACAGUAGGUUCUCAAAAUAUUAUUUACUACUGUCUCGAUCAUUCAGAAACCUGCAGCCUUUUCUGUAUGAGUUAGCCUUUCUUUUCGCAGCUUUGAUAUUAAUUUGCAUCUGAAAGGUAUGUGGGAGAAAGAACAUGUUCUACCAAACAAACUGUAUACAUGAGCUGUGUGAUUUUAAAAUAUAUUUUAAUUCCUC
Dromaius novaehollandiae (emu) is the source of this 3068-nucleotide messenger RNA. It is a transcript of the gene GPR55, whose product is annotated as G protein-coupled receptor 55. Gene Ontology annotation, molecular function: G protein-coupled receptor activity. The transcript has 3 exons. Gene Ontology annotation, biological process: phospholipase C-activating G protein-coupled receptor signaling pathway; positive regulation of Rho protein signal transduction. Bases 357 to 1346 code for a protein of 329 amino acids. Gene Ontology annotation, cellular component: plasma membrane. Lineage: Eukaryota; Metazoa; Chordata; Aves; Casuariiformes; Dromaiidae. The record is from RefSeq and is a predicted model, not a curated record.